AAAGACCAGCGAAUGAAGAAAGACUAGUGAAUGAAGAAAGACCAUCGAAUGGACAAAGACCAUUGAAUGAAGAAAAACUAUCGAAUAAAAAAAAAGCAAAUGAAAAAAGACUGGGGAAUAAAGAAAGACCA
Dentiscutata erythropus is the source of this 131-nucleotide messenger RNA. NCBI's taxonomy places the organism in Eukaryota, Fungi, Glomeromycota, Glomeromycetes, Diversisporales, Gigasporaceae. The record is from the annotation of a GenBank genome assembly.